Messenger RNA from Euleptes europaea (tarantolino), 2838 nucleotides. It is a transcript of the gene PNISR, whose product is annotated as PNN interacting serine and arginine rich protein. Gene Ontology annotation, cellular component: nuclear speck; presynaptic active zone. The record is from RefSeq and is a predicted model, not a curated record. The transcript has 11 exons. Bases 20 to 2512 code for a protein of 830 amino acids. NCBI's taxonomy places the organism in Eukaryota, Metazoa, Chordata, Lepidosauria, Squamata, Sphaerodactylidae. Gene Ontology annotation, molecular function: RNA binding.
AAUAUAUAAAGAACUAAAGAUGUGGGAUCAAGGUGGGCAGCCAUGGCAACAGUGGCCUUUGAACCAGCAGCAGUGGAUGCAGUCAUUUCAGCACCAGCAAGAUCCAAGCCAGAUUGACUGGGCUGCAUUAGCUCAAGCAUGGAUUGCUCAGCGAGAAGCAUCAGGGCAGCAAGGUGUAGUGGAACAGCAAGGAAUUAUGCCAAAUGGCCAGGAGAUGACAGGAAUGGAACCUGGUCCAAACAACCACGGUAAUUUCCAGGGAGAUCCGAACUUCAACAGAAUGUGGCAACCAGAAUGGAGCAUGCCUCAUCAGCCCCCUCAUCCACCUCCAGAUCAACCGUGGAUUCCUCCAGCUCCGGGCCCAAUGGAUAUUGUUCCUCCAUCUGAAGACAGCAACAGUCAGGACAGUGGGGAAUUUGCUCCUGACAAUAGGCAUAUAUUUAAUCAGAACAAUCACAACUUUGGGGGACCGCCACCUGAUAACUUUGCAAUGGGGCCUGUGAACCAGUUUGACUAUCAGCAUGGGGCUUCUUUUGGUCCACCCCAAGGUGGGUUUCAUCCACCUUACUGGCAGUCUGGACCCCCAGGGCCUCCGGGACCUCCAGCACCUCCCGCACCUCCUCAGAACCGAAGGGAAAGGCCAGCAUUCAGAGAUCGUCAGCGUUCACCUAUCACAUUGCCUGUGAAACAGGAGCCUCCUCAAAUUGAUGCUGUUAAACGCCGAACUCUACCUGCGUGGAUUCGUGAGGGUCUAGAGAAGAUGGAACGGGAAAAGCAAAAGAAGCUAGAGAAAGAGAGAAUGGAACAGCAGCGUUCUCAGCUGUCUAAAAAAGAGAAGAAGGAAAACGUGGCGCCAGGAGAAGAGGGUGGACCAAAGUUACCCCAGAAAAGUAAAUUUGACAGUGAUGAUGAAGAUGAAGAUCUUGAUAAUGUAGAGGCUACAAGUAGCGGAAAAGUUAGUAGAAGUCCCUCUCCAGCUCCACAAGAGGAACAAAGUGAACCAGAAAUGACAGAGGAAGAAAAAGAGUAUCAGUUGAUGUUGCUGACAAAAAUGCUGCUGACAGAAAUUCUCCUAGAUGUCACGAAUGAAGAAAUUUAUUAUGUGGCUAAAGACGUCCACCGUAAAGCAAUAAAAGCUCCUGCAAAACAGCUGGCACAGUCCAGUGCGUUGGCUUCCCUCACUGGUCUUGGUGGACUGGGUGGUUAUGGAUCAGGAGACAGUGACGAUGAAAGAAGCGACAGAGGCUCUGAGUCAUCCGACACUGAUGAUGAGGAACUGCGACACAGAAUCAGGCAAAAACAGGAAGCUUUUUGGAGGAAAGAGAGAGAACAGCAGCUACUGUUAGAAAAACAGUUAGAAGAAGAAAAACUCCAGAAUGAGAAGAUGGCAAAAGAGAUGAGUGAACUUGCUAGUAAAGAGCAAAGCAGCAAUUUGCCGCCAGAGGAUGUGAAGCAAGAGGAGGACGAGGAGGUGUUCAGUGAAAAGAAAAAGUCUCCAAAAGAAACAACACCAGAUGUUGAACCCAAAAAAGAGGUUAAAGAGAGAGAGAGACCAGGCAGGAGUAGGUCCAAAAGUUCAAGCAGUGGUAGCUCAAGCGCCAAUAGCAGAAGCAGCAGCAGCAGCAGUAGCAGCACAGCCUCUAGUUCAUCCUAUAGCAGUAGCUCAGGCAGCAGCCGCAGCUCUUCACAUUCUUCCUCCCCCAAAAGAAAAAAGAGACGUAGUCGCAGCAGAUCACUUUCACAUAAAGUUAGGCGCAGUAGAAGCAGGAGCUAUUCACACCGAAACAGGAGAGAGAGGAGCAGGAGUAGGGGCAAGGUAAGAGAAAGGCGAAGAUCUAGUAGGCAUAGGAGUGUGGAGAGAGGAGAGAGGAGACGGAAUCGUAGUCCUUCCCAUGACAGAAACUGGGAGAGGCGUAGAAGCAAUAGUCACUCAAAGGAUAGACCGGCUAGCCAUUCCACUCGCAGUGGGAGUAGAGAUAGACGUAAAAGUGAGGACCAGAGUAGAAGUGUCAGUGGAAACAGGCACAAACACAGCCAUGAUAUGAAAGUUCAGGAGAGGAAAAAGGAGCGCAGUAGAAGCAUAGAAAAAGAUAAGAAAAAGAACAGGGAGAAGGAGAGGGAGAGGGACCAGGAAAAACGUAAAGAAAAACAGAGAAAAGAAGAAAAAGACAGUAAAGCGGGCAACCACGAUGAAAGGUUAAAAAGGAAAAGAGAUAGUGAAAGAACUCUCUCCCACAGCGAUUCAGUGUCUGCAAAAAUUGUAAGGCAUGAUUCUAGGCAGGAGACCAAGAGAAGUUCUACCAAAGAUAGCAAAAAGCAUUCAGGUUCAGAAUCUAGCACAAGAAGCAGUUCUGAGUCGCCAGGCAGCAUCAAAGCAAAGAAGCCUAAGAAAUUGAAGCAUAGUCGGUCACGGUCCGUGGAGAAAUCUCAAAGGUCUGGUAAGAAGGCAAGCCGCAAACACAAGUCUAAAUCACGAUCAAGGUCAAUGACUCCUCCUCGUCGUAAGCGCUGAGGGAUAAUAUGGCGCUAGUGAUAAAUUAAAAAAUUCCAUGAGUUUUUAAGGGCUUGUCUCAUUAUAGAGGCACAAAUGUGGCUACGUAGGUGAAAGCGGAACCUCUUUUUAAAAAAAACAAAAAAAAAUCUGUAAAUAGCUGUAUUUUCUGGAAAUGCUGCUCAGAGUUAAGUACUUGCUAGGAUUUCUUUGUACACAUUUUUCAAAAACGGUAGUGCUUACUAAGAAUAUAAAACAUGCCAUUCUCUUUCAGCUGUAAUGUUCUUAAUUGCUAUUGAAUGUAUUGUGUGAUGUCAAUAAAAUUCUUUAGUUCAUUUUUGUUUAAA